This is a messenger RNA of Trifolium pratense (red clover), 1621 nucleotides long. RefSeq lists its product as uncharacterized. The record is from RefSeq and is a predicted model, not a curated record. The transcript is spliced from 6 exons. Lineage: Eukaryota; Viridiplantae; Streptophyta; Magnoliopsida; Fabales; Fabaceae. The coding region runs from base 168 to 1127 and encodes 319 amino acids.
UGGAUUGGGUUUGCUCAUUCAAUUCACUCACUCACUCACUCAGUGGGUUUUCAAAAAGUUUCAACUCCGAGUGGGAGGGAACUCACUCACUCACUCACUCACUCUUAGCUGCAUCUUCUUCUUCUCACCAACAUUCUCCAUUACUAUUAUAAUCAGUAUAUCAUAAAAUGAGAGAUAAAACAGUGCACAAAAAGAAAGCUAGAGCUGUUGAAACAAAUGAACCUUUGGCGGAUGAUGAUUUUGUGAAUUCGAUAAAAGCAGUUACCGAAUUUCCUCGAUCCUCUUUUGAGUUCUACGUUUGGUCAGAUGAGGGACUUAAUCUUCAAAUUGAUUUAACUUCGUCCCCGUCAGAUUGGACUAAGAUGUUUAAAAAGGAGGUUCGUGUAAGUGAGAAUAUGAAUGGAAACAAAUCUUGGAGUCUUCGGCAAGAUCUAAGUGGCUUACGAGAGAAAUCUAAGUUAUUGUGGAAUACAAGUUAUUUCGAAGUUGUUGAUCGUGAUGGACAGGGAAAAUCUUCUUCCUCGGGGUUGAAAUUGACUAAAGAUAGUGAUGCAGAGUUAGGUCAACUAAAUAAUGGUAAAAGACCUGUAAAAGUGGCCGAGAAUGAAUGCUCCAAGGAUUGUCGUCUUCCAAAUGGUUCUUGCAAUGUGAAGCCUGGUGUGGUGUUAGCUGGAGCUUCAUUAAGUAGUUCUGUGGAAUUACAAAAUUCGGAAGUUGCAAGUUGUCAUAAAUAUGCAUCUGUUUCACCUCGUGACAAUGAGGGAUCUCUGGAUUUAAGUGAUAGAAAGAACAUGUCUGAAUUGAAACAAGGCGUCCCACUCAACUCAAGUGAGAUUACUUUUGUUACUGAUGGGAACAAUUUCCCUUCACAGACUGAAGAAUGGGGGACAGCCAAGAUUGUUUCUGGAAGGAAGCGUUCACGAUGCUCCCAAUUAGAUGACCCACUUAAGAAGUCUAUCCUAGAUUCUGAUGAUCAGAUUUCCAAAACAGAACUUUGCAAAAAGCGGAAAAAUAGUCACUCUGAGAAUCAACGUUCAAUUUCACCUGCUAGAAGAAUUUUAAGAAGCGUGACGAAAACUACUGUUAUGAUCCUGCCUAGAAGAUCCCCAAGGCUAAUAUCCAAGUGAGUUCAUGAAGUGUUUUGUGCGCCAUUUGAAAGCAUAGUUCCAGAUUUUUCAAUGAAAAUAUCUCCCACUGUUCCAAAAUGGAAUCAUGACAUUUAGUCGCAUUAUUCAUUUCGAAAAGUUAUAACUUACACCCACAGUAAUUAAAAAGCAAGGUGAUCUUUCAGGUAGAUUUCAGUUAAACAGUUAAAAAAAUGAGCUAUAGUUUUGAUAUUUAGAAAUUAUAAAAUUAUUAUUGUUUGUAUUUUCAUGUAACCUUCGAGACACUUUCUGAUUGUAUAUUUAUAUGGAUCGGCUACAUAUCAUUGAAUUUACUUAGCUUGAUGUCGGCAUAUUUGGGACAGAAUAGAAUUUGAGUAUUGAAACAAGCAUUAGUUGAAUUCAAAUACAAUAUAGCUUGCCAUUGUUUUUAAGUAUGCUUUGGUUUAGCUGUCAAGUUUCCUGAGUGGUUUAUGUAGUUAACUUGUUCUGUAACGAGGCAUAGACGAUAGAACCAU